AUGGACUUCUGUGCGGCGGCGCUGAACGUGUUUCAGCUGGAGGCGCUGCCCAACUGGCCGGAGCGGGCGCGCGUGGCGUACCAGACGUUCGUGCGUGGGGGCAAGGCGCAUGUGACCAUCGACGAGCUCGUCAAGACGUUUGUGAGAGGAGGCAAGGCGCAUGUCACCAUUGACGAGCUCGUCAAGGAGUUGGGGCAGGUGGAGUCGAUGGCAAACGCGGCCCUGCUGGACGAGUGGACCAACUUUGACGGCACCGUCAGCUUCCUCGGCUUCACGCGUCUGGUGCACGGCCCCUCGCGCGCCCGCAAGCAGCGCCACGUGCGCGCCAAGCCCAAGCCCUCCGUCUCCCCCACGUCGUCCGGGAGAGUGAAGCACCCCCCUGGAGGUUCAGAGAUGAAACCCAUCCCGGAGGAUGGGGGGGAGGGGAAGGCGACACAGGGUAGUGGAGCGAUGGGGCAGGGGCAGGCAGGAGUGCAGCAGCAGCAGCAGCAGCAGCAGCAGCAGCAGCAGCAGCAGCAGCAGCAGCAGCAGCAGCAGCAGCAGCAGCAGCAGCAGCAGCAGCAGCAGCAGCAGCAGCAGCAGCAAGGACAGCAACAGCAACAGCAACAAGAGCAGGUGCAGGCAGAUCUGCAUUCUUUCAAACCCUACCAGCAGCAGCAGGCGGUGCCACCACAGGCGAGUGGGGAGGCAGUGGGAUUGGAUGCCACAGCAGCGGUGGCCGGGCUGGGAAUCCCCAUGUUCCAGUCUUACUCGCAGCAGCAGCAGCAGCAGCCGCAGCAGCAGCAGCACAUGGGGGCAUUGGGGGAAGGGGGAAGGUCGGGGGGGAGUGCUUCUGGGGGGAACAGAUUAGGGGCCAGCCGACUAGGGGGGAGCGGGUCAAGGGGAGACGCGAUGAGUGGGGGAACGAGAGGGAGUGUGAGUGAAGGGAUGGAUGCGCAAAGAGUGGUGGGGGAGUAUGGAGGGGGGGUUGUGGGGAGUAGCAAUGGGGAGGGCGAAUCGGCGGUGCGGCAAGCGAAGGGUGUGGGAUCGAUUCCAGACGGUGUCAUGUCGGCAGAAGAAGCGGUGGCGGCAGGAGGGCUGUGA
This is a messenger RNA of Closterium sp. Naga37s-1, 1083 nucleotides long. The record is from the annotation of a GenBank genome assembly. Lineage: Eukaryota; Viridiplantae; Streptophyta; Zygnematophyceae; Desmidiales; Closteriaceae.